Messenger RNA from Arabis nemorensis, 1176 nucleotides. NCBI's taxonomy places the organism in Eukaryota, Viridiplantae, Streptophyta, Magnoliopsida, Brassicales, Brassicaceae. The record is from the annotation of a GenBank genome assembly.
AUGGGUUGCUUUUUGGGUUGUUUCGGUCGUCGGAAGAAUCGCCGUCGUCAGAGACGCAGGGAAUCUUUUCAGCCUCGUUUCAAUAGAAUCUCUAAGGGGCCUACAAAGAAUGAUCAUAUGAUUGUUAAGGAAGUCCCAAAAGUUUCUGAGGAGUCUGCAAAGGAUGUUCAUCUCAAUCUUAGGGAUCCUACUUCUGAGAAAGUCCCAAAAUUCUCUGAGGGUUCUGCUAAGGAUGAUAGGGUUCUUACUGUUGAAGAAGUCCCUAAAUUUUCUGUGAUUCCGAUCACUGAUAUCUGUAACAAGGCUGAGGAGAAGCAUAGUCCGAGUCCAACUCUAGAAGAAUCUAUUGAGCCCUUUGAAGAGGAGAAAGAAGAGGUGAAGCCUGAAGAAAAGCCUUUGAAGUCGAGGCAGGCUCGAUGUUCAUCUGAGGGGAGUGAUAUUACCUCUAACUCUUCAGGGUCUUAUCCUUCAAACCAUAGAUAUCAGAAUUGCAGAGAAAGCGAUGAUGAAGAGGAGGAUGUAACAGAUGUUUACACUGAGGAGAUUGCGGACAAUGUUUUGGACAUAGAGAGGAUAGAAGAAAAGACUAGAGGGUCGUCUAACGCGAGUGCUAGAGACAGAAGCGGAUAUGUCAACGUGGUAUUGAACCCGAUUGAGAAUCUCUCCCAAUGGAAAGCUGUGAAAUCUAACGGAAGAAGAACACAGACACAGUCUCGAAAGGAGAACGCCAAUCUCAUCUCCUCCCAAGAACACAAACAAAAUGCUUCUUUUAGCUUGGAGCCUCAGGUUGAUGAGUUUUCAUUAUUCAACUUCAAGCCAAAAUCAAGAGAUGAAACCAAGAAACAGAGAACUCAAGAAGUGGCUGUUGAUGCUAGUCUCUCAACUUGGUUGUCCACAUCGCAGACCACGACAAGCGGAUACAGCAGUGUCUCUAUAAGUGUUGAAACCGCAAUGUCCGAUAAGAAGAUACACACAUCUAGCUACUCGAAACCGGUUCAAAGCCACGAUGAAAGACCUAUAUUGUGUGCGUUAACUUCAGAGGAGAUAAAACAGUUUUCAGCAAAGAAUUCGCCAAGAAAAUCGCCGAGUAGAAGCCCUGAAUCACCUAUAAUCGGAACAGUCGGUGGAUACUGGAACAGUCAAUCCAUGGCCACCAACAAAUACAGAGAAGUUUGA